Molecule: messenger RNA, 1923 nt
Organism: Heterostelium album PN500
Lineage: Eukaryota; Evosea; Eumycetozoa; Acytosteliales; Acytosteliaceae
Product: serine/threonine kinase
Exons: 4
Coding region: 1-1923 (640 amino acids)
Biological process (GO): protein phosphorylation
Molecular function (GO): ATP binding; protein kinase activity
Source: RefSeq, a predicted model, not a curated record
AUGCAAGGAGGAUACUAUCAAAGCUAUCAGAAUGGCUUUCUCGGUUCUCCUGCCUCUGUAAUUGCAGCGGGUGGUGGUCUUGGAAUUGGAUAUACACCUACCACCAAUGUUGUCGGUGGGCCAGGAAUCAAUGGUGGAUCACUCUCACCGAAUAUCGGUUUUCACCAUCAUCAUCAUCACCAACAUCAAGCUUCACAUCAGAGAUCAAAUUCAUCACCAAACAAUCUGUCGCCAGCAGCGUUCAAUGCAUCCAACCCGACUACCGGAUGCCGUAAAUUCACACCAAACCAAGCACUCUACAUGAUUGACGUUUUUAACUCUGUAAAAGACAAGACUGGUGGUGUACCAACUCAAAAGCUUGCACUAUUUGGUGCAGAUCGAUCAAAAUUACCUUCUACUACUUUACCUUUUCACGAAUUUGUACAAUAUAUCGGUUUAAAUUUUAUACCUUUCGAAAAUCUUUAUAAAUUACAACAAUCACCAACAAUAGAACCACAAACAACAUUUGUUCAAGAUGUAGACGAUUUUGAACAUGCCGAUUUAUUUUUUGAUAGCAAACCACCCAAUAACUAUAAUUUCAAUCAACAACAAGCACAACAGCAACAACAACAGAACAAUCAGAAUAACUUUAAUUUCCAAAACUAUAAUAAUAACCAAAAUAACUUUAAUAAUCAAAAUAUAAAUCAGAAUUUUAAUAAUAACAAUCAAGCACAACAGAAUAACCAAAAUAACUUUAACAACCAAAAUUUUGCUAAUAAUAAUAAUAAUAAUAAUAAUAAUAAUAAUAAUAAUAAUAAUAAUAAUAAUAACAACCCAAGUAACUUUAAUGCUGCCAACCAAAAUUUCAACAACAACCAAAACAAUUUUAAUAAUAAUUUCAACAACUAUAAUUUUAACUACCAGCAACAAUCACCUCAAAACAAUAAUUUCGCCAACCAAAACAAUUUUAACAACCAAAAUCAAAACAAUAAUAAUUUUAAUAACUAUAAUAAUCAAAAUAUUUUAAUACCAGUAAAUAACAACAAUAAUAAUAACAAUAACAAUGGUGGUAAUAUACUUAAAACAAGUGGAAAUAACAUAAUUUUAAAUCCAAACAUUCAACAACAACAACAACAAUCAGCAUUUUCAGAUAUUGAAAUACAGUUUUCGGAAUUAGUUAUACAGAAUAAACUUGGAGAGGGUACCUUUGGUGUUGUAUAUAAAGGAACUUGGAGAGGUAGUACGGUGGCGAUCAAGCAAAUCAAGAUAAAUGAAGACGUUACAAAUCAAGUUUUGGACGAAUUCAGAAAAGAAUUGACAAUUUUAAGUAAAUUGAGACAUCCAAAUAUCGUACUGUUGAUGGCUGCCUGUACGCACCCACCCAAUCUUUGUUUUGUCACCGAGUUUCUCAAUGGUGGUUCACUUUACGAUAUCCUUCAUUCCAAAAAGAUUAGAAUGAACAUGCCACUCUACAAGAAACUUGCAAUCCAAAUCGCCCAGGGAAUGAAUUAUCUGCAUCUCUCCAAUGUCAUUCACAGAGACAUCAAGUCACUCAAUCUGCUGCUCGAUGACAAUAUGAAUGUUAAGAUUUGUGAUUUCGGUCUGUCUCGAUUGAAAACAAAGUCGACGGCAAUGACAAAAUCUAUUGGAUCACCUAUUUGGAUGGCACCUGAACUGUUGAUUGGCGAGGACUACACAGAGAAAGUUGAUGUCUAUGCAUUUGGUAUCAUACUCUGGGAGUUGGGCACCGGCGAGUUGCCAUACUCUGGUUUGGACUCUGUACAAUUGGCGUUGGCAGUCUCUACCAAAGGUUUGAGACCAACCAUCCCAACGUCUUGGCCACCGCAAUUACAUCAACUCAUUCAAUCAUGUUGGAAUCACGAACCAUCACUCAGACCAUCAUUUACCCAAAUAUUACAACAACUUGAGAAGAUGCCUGUUUAG